This is a messenger RNA of Phoenix dactylifera (date palm), 1339 nucleotides long. Its product is annotated as GATA transcription factor 28-like. Gene Ontology annotation, molecular function: zinc ion binding; protein binding; sequence-specific DNA binding. NCBI's taxonomy places the organism in Eukaryota, Viridiplantae, Streptophyta, Magnoliopsida, Arecales, Arecaceae. Gene Ontology annotation, biological process: regulation of DNA-templated transcription. The record is from RefSeq and is a predicted model, not a curated record.
UCUCCUCUCUCUCGGUUUCUCUCUCUCCUCCCUCUCGCUUCCGACUUCUGCAAGACUUCUUUUCUUUUCCAGAUCAGGAAAACCCCUCGCCGCCCGUCGAUUAGGUUUUUUUUUAUUUUAGAGGAGAGGUAGGGCUUUUCUUGCCCCGGAAUCCGGUGAGAGUUUCUUUGAACAUCUUCGCCGCGCGAUGUACGGGGGCGAGGACCCGUUCUUGCAGCCGCCGCACCUCCCCAGCGAGAUCGACGGCGGAGGCGCCGUCAGGAUGGGCGGCGCUGACGAGGUCCCGCCGGACGCUGGGAGCAUGCCGGAGGCCUUGCAGUCGCAGGCGCUGGCGCCGGCGACGUCGAAUCAGCUCACUCUUUCUUUCCAGGGUGAUGUUUACGUCUUCGACUCCGUCCAGCCGGAGAAGGUUAGAGCAGUCCUAUUAUUGUUGGGUGGACAAGAGGAAUUACCUUCUGAUGUCACUGGCAUGACAGGUCCCUUUCAUCCUGAUCAGAGGGAUCUAAAUAAUGCUUCACGAUCUGCAAAUAAUCCUCAUAGACUUGCUUCUCUUAUGCGUUACCGUGAGAAGAGAAAAAGCCUAUGUUUCAACAAGAAAAUUCUCUAUACUGUCCGAAAGGAGGUUGCUUCCAGGAUGAAACGCCACAAAGGUCAAUUUGCGUCAUCUAAGGUCAACUCUGAGGAAGUGGUUACAGCAUCAUCAAGGGAGAAUUUUAUGCAGAAUAAUUGUCAAGAGGAGACAAAUCAGCAUGCUUUUUGCCUGAACUGUGGAACUAGUAAAGAUUCUACCCCAAUGAUGCGUCGUGGUCCAGCUGGACCAAGAUCUCUCUGCAAUGCAUGCGGGCUAAUGUGGGCAAACAAGGGCACUCUGAGAAGCCUUCCUCCAGUUUCACCAUCUGGAACAUAUGACAUGUCGAUUAACCAAAUGGAGCAGAGUGAUGCUAAUAUCUCUGUCGUCGGGAGCAACAGCCAUAUGUUUUCUGCAACUUCAAGUGGCCAUGGGUCUAUUGUUAUGGCUGAAUCAGGUAUGCCAUGGACUUGAUGGGGGGGAUAGGACUGGGAAUUCACAUUGGACAUCAGGUUCAAGUAGGUCAUCUGUCUUUGAAAAUUUAAUUUAACCACCAAAGGUGAUUUCUGUUUAUAGAGAUAAGUUAUGGUCACCAAAAAUUUUACUUGGUCUUAUAGGUCAGGUUUUCUGUGAAUGGAUUAGUGUAUAUGUAUAGAUUGUCAGACAUAGGAUUUACAUUUGCUUCAAUGAUUAUUGGAAUUUGUAUUUGGUUACAAUGGUCAAGCCAUCCAGCCUGGUGAAAUAUGAUUGCAUUAUUAUUACGAAAAAAAA